AUGCCUUUGAAAAAAACGCCUUUUUCAUUUAUUUCUGACACAAUUUCGAAUAUAAAAAAUGAAAAGAGGAAAUGCGAAACGGAUUCAUUAAAGAGAAUAAAUUCGUAUGAGCAUAUUAAAGAAUUAAAAGUACCCGAAUUAGGUAAUUUUAAAAUAGUCCGGGUUUUGUUAAAAGGGUUAUCAAGUACAUUAUGUUUAUGUCAGUGGAAUAUUGACUGUAGAAAAACUUUGGUUCUUUGUAAUUAUGUAAAGUAUAUAAAUAAUGAUAUAGUAAGUUGGAAUAUAAAAAUAGAUGAAACAAAUAAAACAGACUUAGAUAGCUGCAGCAUAAAAACAGAGAACAGUAUAAAUAUUUCUUCAACUAAAGAAAUAUCAUACACAGAAAGAAUGUUAGGUUGUUACAGAAAUGGUAGGAAGCAAAGCGACAACCGUGCGAGUGAAGCAGAAAUUUGUAAUUAUGAGUAUAUAGGAAUGGCUAAUUUUUUUACAAAUGAUAAUGAAAGAACAAAUGAAGACGACAAGGGAGACUACAAGGAUGACUAUAGUUGGCAUGGUGGUAAAGAUAAUCAUUCAAGUAAUAACAAUUCAAAUGGAAGCAACAAUGCUGAUACAAGCAACUAUGUCGGUGCAAGUAGCCAUGUAGAUGCAAAUAGUCAAGUCGGUGGAAAUGGUAAUAUGAACGAUUAUCGCAUUGAUGAUGGGUAUAGCGAUAGCCUCUACCUUGAUAGAAGCAAUAGCAGUGAUGAAUACAAAAUAUUUCAUUUGGUUCUUAAAAUAAAACAUAAAAGAUUAUACUAUAAAAAAAGGGAUAUUGAUGAACUAAGAGAAGAAAUAGAAAUACAUAAAAAAUUAAAACAUAGUAAUAUUUUACAAAUGAUAUUAAGUGCAGAAGAUGAGAAUGAUAUUUGGGUGUUUUUAGAAUAUUCUUCCAUUGGGGAUUUAUAUUCAUAUGUAGGUUUCAAUAUAUUACAAGAAAAAGAAGUUAAAAUAAUUGUAAGCCAAAUUUUAUUUGCUUUAUACUAUCUUCAUAUUAAAGGAAUAAUACACUGUGAUAUUAAACCACAGAACAUAUUGCUCUUUCAGAUAGAAGAAUCAAUCUUACAUGAUUCUGAUGUUUUAUCGGAUCUAGAAAUGCCACAUCAUAGUACUAUGUGUAAAAAACUAAACUUUAAGAAAUUGGUUAGUUCGAUAAAUGAAAAUACAGCAAAUAGUCCAAACAGUAAUACUUUUAAAAGUAUCAUAAAAAUAGGAGACUUCGGAUUAUCAGUAAAGUGUGCAUUUGAUCAAUUUUAUCCUUACAGAGGAAUUAAAGGAAGUUAUGGUUUUAUUGCUCCUGAGUUGUUUCAAGAAUGCAAUUUCAAUAACAAAAUAGAUAUGUGGGCAUUAGGAAUAAUUAUCUACGUCCUCCUAGGAGGAUACAAACCCUUUUAUCCUUGUUCUAAAUUUGAGGAAAAAGUGACAUUCCACGAAAGAUAUUGGUUUAACAUAUCGCCAGAAGCUAAGAAUUUUAUUCAGUCACUAUUACAAAUUAACCCAUCGAAAAGGCUGAAUGUGAUUGAAGCUAUAGACCACCCAUGGAUAAAGAAUUAUUUUAUCAGCACGUAG
This is a messenger RNA of Plasmodium malariae, 1605 nucleotides long. Its product is annotated as calcium-dependent protein kinase 3, putative. The transcript is spliced from 4 exons. The record is from RefSeq and is a predicted model, not a curated record. Gene Ontology annotation, biological process: protein phosphorylation. NCBI's taxonomy places the organism in Eukaryota, Apicomplexa, Aconoidasida, Haemosporida, Plasmodiidae. Bases 1 to 1605 code for a protein of 534 amino acids. Gene Ontology annotation, molecular function: protein kinase activity; ATP binding.